Messenger RNA from Lobosporangium transversale, 573 nucleotides. RefSeq lists its product as hypothetical. The transcript is spliced from 4 exons. The record is from RefSeq and is a predicted model, not a curated record. The coding region runs from base 1 to 573 and encodes 190 amino acids. Lineage: Eukaryota; Fungi; Mortierellomycota; Mortierellomycetes; Mortierellales; Mortierellaceae.
AUGCAAGCUCAACGAAGAUCUAACCUCGUGAAGAUUGGGAAGAGACCAGUCCUCAAAGUGCACAGCCAUAGCUUUAAGCACCAGUUAAAAACAGGGGUCAGUCAAGUCAGCUGUAGCAAAAUCGUUGAUCAUUACUUUUUAUUGCCAUUGUUGUCACACUGUACUACAACUUAUCUUGUUCUCCUCUGCUCCAUUACACCCAGUCUCUUUAAUAUAUUAUUGCAAGCGCAAAUGGAUAUUAAGCCUCUAAUCUACCAAAGAUUGGCUUUCUUCAUCAUCAAGAAUGGUCAUCCUAUCUUGUGUCAAACAAAAAGGAGAAUAACCCCACAACGAACAGCGGAAGCAAGAGCGCGACCAAGCAAUCAGCGCCGACCUAGCAGAGAAUCCAUGUUGAGUACGUGUAAUUCAUACAAGUUUUAUCAUAUUUUAGAUUUUAUCUGGGCAUCAUCCAGAGUCCAGUCAAGACUGCUAGAUCUAAAGGAACAAGCCAGUUUUAUCGCACCUGUAGACGCCCUCGAGUCUAAACCGGCCGAGAACAUUUUCAGCCAACUGACGGUGCUUCUUCUUCUUUAA